AUGCCGGUCACCGAGCUGGCGCGCCUCAGCCUCCAGUCGGGCACUGAGGCUUCAUCCCCAGCUCUACUGACGAACCUGGCCAAAGCAAAGGAGGCAAUGAAGGAGGCCAGUGGGUUCGAAUUCUGGUGUUACCACUGCGUGGAGGAUCCCAGGGUCAUCUUCAUCCUCGGAUCAUGGCCUUCAGUCGAAUUCCAUAUGCAGGACUUCAUCUCCAGUCAGCCGAACCAAGAGCUGCUAGCUCUGCUCAAAGAUCAACUGACUGUGGACUGGAUGUUCCAUCUGGAUAUCGACCAAGUUACACAUCCUCUGCCAUUGAGUCGAGACAUGGUCGCGAUUGUGCGGCAUUUCGUAAAAGAUGGCGACAAGGAAGCGUUCAAAAGCACAUUUGAGGCCACGAGAUACGAAUUGGAGUCCUUCGUUGGAAAAGAAAAGGUGGUUGGGGGAUGGAGAAUUGAUAAUGGGUAUGACCCAUCAGCCGAGGGUGAGAACAGAAAAGAGGAGUUCGUGCUGUUCACUGCCUGGGACAGUGUCGAGCACCAUGACAAGUUUGCAAACACGGAAGGAUUCCAGAAGUACAGUCAGAUCAGGAACAACAUCGAUGGAGCGGAGAUUAAGCACGCGAAACUGCUCGACGUUGGGGAGCUCGUCCGGAAGUGA
Messenger RNA from Cladophialophora carrionii CBS 160.54, 657 nucleotides. RefSeq lists its product as uncharacterized. The transcript has a single exon. Lineage: Eukaryota; Fungi; Ascomycota; Eurotiomycetes; Chaetothyriales; Herpotrichiellaceae. The record is from RefSeq and is a predicted model, not a curated record. The coding region runs from base 1 to 657 and encodes 218 amino acids.